AUGUCAUCGAUUCACGAUGAGAUUCAGGAAACCUGGAGAUCAUUGAAUGAUGAACUAGACCAGUUUAAACAUCAGACGGACGAUUUGUGGAACGAUAUGUUGAAGAUGGGAGCGGCUACACCGUCGAACCGGCGACGUCGUCAAAGCUACGGAGGCUACGGUGCGUCUGGAGUGAAUACUGGCUACGGAGGAUAUGGAGCGGCUGGGAAGCCAGGCCACGGGCCGGCAGGUAAUGGGCCUCAACAUCCAUCAGAUUUCUCACCAAAAGCUUCAUCUUCAUCAUGUCAAUGUGAAACCAAAAACGACUGCCCACCAGGCCCAGCUGGACCAGCCGGUGAACCAGGACCGGAUGGACUACCAGGAAUUCCAGGCAAAGAUGGCUUACCUGGCUUGGAUAACAGUGACAUUUCAAAUCAACCCCCUCAAGGCUGCUUCAACUGUCCAGCCGGUAGACCAGGUGCUCCAGGAAACGCCGGCCGUCCCGGACCACGAGGAAUGCGCGGACCACAAGGCUAUGUUGGUAUGCCAGGCCGGGACGGCUACCCAGGCCUAGCCGGUGAACAAGGCCCACAAGGGCAGCCGGGGGAAGACGGAAAAGGUGGACCAAACGGGCAACCAGGCCGUGACCAAGAACGACCAAUACCAAGGAAAGGACCACGUGGUCCAACUGGUCCACAAGGCGCGGAAGGACCAGAAGGUGAGGCCGGAAAGCCGGCUGAACAAGGUCCGGUUGGAGAGCCCGGGGUCCGUGGAGCUGCUGGAUCAGUUGGAGCACCUGGAUUUGAAGGUGAGGAAGGAGCACCUGGUCCAGCUGGAGCUCCAGGCAAGGAUGCUGAAUAUUGUCCUUGUCCUGCACGUGACGGUAGUGGUGAUGUUAGUGGGUUUGGUGGAAGAUCGAGUGGUGUUGGUGGAAGGAGUGGUGCUGGAUACAAACGAGCUUAG
This is a messenger RNA of Bursaphelenchus okinawaensis, 942 nucleotides long. Lineage: Eukaryota; Metazoa; Nematoda; Chromadorea; Rhabditida; Aphelenchoididae. The record is from the annotation of a GenBank genome assembly.